This is a messenger RNA of Symbiodinium natans, 1260 nucleotides long. Lineage: Eukaryota; Dinophyceae; Suessiales; Symbiodiniaceae. The record is from the annotation of a GenBank genome assembly.
AUGAAGGUACAGCGGCUCACGGCAGAAAUUCAGGCACUGCAAGCCAGCAGCAGCUUGGCACUUCGCAGGGCCGAGAGAUGUGACGCAGCAGAGGCUGAGACUGCACGGCUGCAGGGUGAAGUGGUUCAUCUACGUACAGAGGAGAAGCGUCUGCGACUCCUCGAGGAACGACUGGAACAAGCACAGAGCUUGAUGCAAGACAAGGAAUCUGCCGAAAGGCGAGCCGAUCACGCCACGCGACGAGCGGACACGGCGGAGCAACGGGCGAAGACCUUGGAGAGCCAUGCCAAGUCCUUGGAGUUGCAACUCCUGACAGUCACGACGGACCUGGAAGCAGCAAACCUUGCGGUGCAGGAGGCACAUGACAAGACGAGGUUACAAUCAGAAGAGCUCACAGCAGAGCUCAAGCUCACCGAGGCAGCUCGUUCCGAAAUGGAAAUCAAACUUAAGGAAGUGUUGCAAGAGCUUGCAAACACGAACGCUGGUAACGCAGCUCUUCGUCGAAAGGUAGAUGCAGACAUCCUGGAACUGAAUGCCCAGCUUUCUGACAGCCGUGCGCGAUGUGAGCGAGGUGAUGUCCAGUUAGAAGCAGAACGUGAGAAAAGUCAGCAUGCAACGAACAAGGCCUUGCUUCUAGAGGACCAGGUUGCCAAGAUGCAAGAUCGUGAGAUGACCAGCAAUGCGGAAGUUAGUGGAUUGCUGGAGGAAAAUGCCACCUUGCGGAAGGAUCUCGCCCGUGCCAACGCAGCUCGGGAGGCCGCGGAGCAGCGAGUGGCUCCGCUGGCCUCAGAAGCAUCUAAGCUGAAGGAUGAGAAGCUGGCCGCUGAGGAAGAGGCAAAGUCCUGUCGUUUGCAGAUGGAAGCAACUCGCAUGGCGCACUACGAGCAGGACCGCGAUGUGCGUAGGCUACAGGAACGCGCGGCCGCUCAAAGCGAGGAGUUGGAGAGGCUGCAGACGUUGAUCGCCAUGGGCAGCUGUGCAGACGAUGUAGCUUCGACUGCAACAUCAUCCGCGCAGAUGUAUCUCAGGGGUCCUUGCUUCCGCUUCAGAGAUGAACUGGCACUGGUGCGCAAGGAGACUCCACGGAGCGGUUGUCCUGCGCUGCCUCCCGCCGUGACCCGGCGUCUAGCUUCUCCUCGAGUGCGCGAGAGCCCACUGGCUUUGACGCAGGCACGGGCAAGGUCUGGAUCCGGAUCGCGGAGGCCUUCCAGCUUCGCCAGUACUGCCACAUCUGCCACUCCAGAUGCGGAUGAGUUUUAA